Triticum turgidum subsp. durum (durum wheat) is the source of this 447-nucleotide messenger RNA. The record is from the annotation of a GenBank genome assembly. Lineage: Eukaryota; Viridiplantae; Streptophyta; Magnoliopsida; Poales; Poaceae.
AUGGUAAGCAGGGCAGGGGGCGAACCCACAAACGAGCAAGUGGUUGCAAACACUUAUGCAAACAUGGGCACUGAAAUGAACCAGCUCUACACCAAGAUCACGGAGCUGGAAAUGGAAGUCAGUGAGCACUCUCUUGUGCUUGGCGCCAUAGAGCCCCUGGACCCCAUGAGGCGGUGCUACAGAAUGAUUGGUGGAGUCUUGGUUGAAAGGACCAUCAAGGAAGUGCUGCCCGCGGUGCACCGGAACAAGGAGGGCCUUGAAGAGGUGGUGGCUCGCAUGAAGGAGGCUCUGGAGACGAAGAAGAAAGAGAUGACCGAGUUUGAGCUCAAGUACAAGAUCAGGAACCGGAAGGGGGGCGAAAGCGGUGCCGAGGAAGGCAGCAUGAAGGAAGCCUCUGCUCAGCGUGUUCUUGUUGGCCCUGCAGAUUUUGCGCAGGUUGUGGCAUGA